Messenger RNA from Puccinia triticina, 702 nucleotides. RefSeq lists its product as uncharacterized. Bases 1 to 702 code for a protein of 233 amino acids. The transcript has 4 exons. The record is from RefSeq and is a predicted model, not a curated record. NCBI's taxonomy places the organism in Eukaryota, Fungi, Basidiomycota, Pucciniomycetes, Pucciniales, Pucciniaceae.
AUGACACCAGAAACGAGGUCCGGAUCCUCACCGCCGCCGGAGCUGGCCCAGCCGGCCCCGCCCGACCAGCUGAUGCUCCCAUCGACGCCGACCUCGACGCCAUCGACGACGGGCACAGUGCCGGCCACCGCCAUCCUGGCCUCAGGCUCGAUCCGCGGCGUGUCCCAGACCAUCGAACGCAUCUCGCUCCCGCAGAUCUCCGCCCACAACCCCGCCCGCGAACCCAUCUUCAAGGUCGACAAGAAGUGGGCCUGCGGGACGUGCGGCCGGGUAUUUGUCCGCAGGAAUAACUGCAGGGCCCACGAGGCUACCCACCGCGACAUCCGCGAUCAUCUUGCUGCUGUUGAGGGCUCUGCGACAAAUUACGAAGGGCCGGACGAGUGGACGGCGAUUGACCCGUUUAUUCUUGGGCUCGCGGCCGUCGCUGCGUCUGCGGCCGGGUCUGUGGAUAGUCCUUCGCCCCGGGUCGGAGCCUGGGAGCCGCCAUCGCCGGCGCCUCCGCAGCAGUCCACCGGCCACUUCAACAUCUUCGAGACCUUCGGCCCCGCCGUGCCCCCCUCUCCUCCAUCCCCCACAACCGCCGCCGCCACUUGUGCUGCUGAUGUGUCUGCCCACUCGGCCGUCAGGCUGGACCUUCAUCAGGGCCCCCGCGUCACUCUGCUCCCGAUGGACAUCCAGCUCGAUCCUCGCUUGCUGGGCUGA